Messenger RNA from Bicyclus anynana (squinting bush brown), 2217 nucleotides. RefSeq names its product selenoprotein K. NCBI's taxonomy places the organism in Eukaryota, Metazoa, Arthropoda, Insecta, Lepidoptera, Nymphalidae. The record is from RefSeq and is a predicted model, not a curated record. The coding region runs from base 144 to 410 and encodes 88 amino acids. The transcript is spliced from 4 exons.
UAGCUUAGAAUCUAUAGUGAUCUGUGGUUAGAAUUGUAGUUGUAUCUCGUAAAAUAAAUUUAAAAAAUCUAUUGUUGUGUUCAAUAUUGUAAUUAUUAUUGUUUUCUUGCAAUUUAUCCAAGUAAAGUGAUUUAUAAAUUAAAAUGGCUUACGUGACAGGAGAUGGCACCGUGGUUGAACGGCACCCAUUUAGCUUUUUUGGCUGGUUUUGGGCAACUAUUGACUUCUGUUAUUUACUUUUCAGGACCAUGAUUGACCCCAAUUACAGUAAACAUGGAGAUAGAUAUGUAAGAGAUUUUCGUCCGCCUGGAAGUGGACCACCAAAACCACCAUCGCGUAAAUUCGGAGGAUUUGGACCUUCUGGCAGUGGACCUUCACCCCCCCCUAUGGGGGGCUGUGGGUGUGGCUAACUUGUGAAAGCACUGUCAUAAUGAUCUGAUAUUGUUAAGUCAGCCAUACUAACUUAACCAUAUCAAAUCAAUCAUUUUAAUAAUUCAUCAGAUAUCAAAUUUUGGUUUAUAUGAAACUUUUAAUUAAUUAUAUAAUAUUAUUUUUUUAAUAAUCUGAUAGUAUUUGUAAAACUUAUAGAGCUAAAUAUUAUAUUUAAAUGACAAAUAUAACAUUAUAACUAUAAUAUAAACCAAGUUGGCACAACUCAUAAUAUUAGUUAAUUAGUAAAAUAAAUAAAAAUUCCUUUCUUGUGACAACUUCAGGACAAAAGGUGUAUGACAUAAUUAACUAGGAUUUUUUUUCAAAGUUUAAAAAUCUAUAAUAUAACAUUAGCAUUAUCUCAGAAUAAGGAUUAAACAUAACACGUUUGGAUAUAUCUAAAUUAUAAUAGGUACAAUAUGGGUACAGUUACGCGAAAACGUUCUAAUCCAAAACUUGGACGAAACUGUGAUAUUAUUAUUGUUCCUUUUUUAUGCCCUGUAUUGGUUCUACUAUGGCCCAACAGUGCUCAAGUUAUACUUCCUUACGUUUAUUCUCACUUUGGUCGAUAACGUUCCAUAUGCUUUUAGACAAAAGUAAACGGUAUUACCAUCUAAAAAAAAUUGAAUUAACCGAUUCAUAAACAUUUUUUUUAUGAUAAUAUUGACGUUUAAAUAAUAUUUCAUGUCUAUCUGAAACAAUUAGGCGAAAGAGAGAGACGAAUAUCUUAGCAAUCAAUGGAUUCAUCUUGUGGGUGCCGGAUCCAUCGCGUGGCAGAGAGAAAGACUCCGAGCAGAGUCCUGAACUUGUGACGAAUGGAUGUAGGGUUGAGGAAUUCCUUGACAAUCGAGUUGUAGAGAGGCCAAAGACGUAGAAGCCGCCGUAGAUGAGAGGGGAUUACCAGCAUAGUAUCUCUAUAACUUUAAAUCUGCAGCAUUAUGUAGCCACAUUAGAUAUUCAUUUUUAUAUUGUGGUCCUUCGGAAUGUUAGUCUCCCACGGUACAGUAAGCUCUACAAGUACUAUUCGCUUAGUUUGUUCGGAAAAAGGAAAAUGUCUAGUCUAGAUCUCGAAAUAGUUACUACAUCCGCUGGGAUUUUAUGUUUUUCAUACAUAUCCAUUAAUAAAGUCCAGUCAGGUGCAGAAUCUAUGUUUGAAUAUAAUAAAUAACUUACUAGACAAAUUUGAUACCAGACGAAUUUUGACCAAAGUGAUACAUAAAGGCGUAACUGUCCAAAUAUCAAACGAUGAAAACUUUUUUGAAUUCAGUACCUAAGCAAACGUCGUCUAACUCGCACAUGCUUUAUGUAUAAUUGAUUUAUGUUGAUAAUAAAGAGUUGACGAAUCUAAGAAACAACCCAACUUGCAUGACUUGGACUAAAUACUCUAUACUAAUAACUAAAUAUAUGCGCUAGACACUAACGAGUCGAAAUUCUUAGAGGAUGUUGAGUGUUCAGUGUUUAUGUGCAUAAUAUAGUUAAAAUAUUUCAUUUGUUUUUGUAUUUUUGUGUGCAUUAUAAAAUAUUCUUCAUCUUUUCGCGACAUUUACAUACGUCCUAAAAGUGAUUUAUGGAUCUUAAUAUUAUAUUAAUUAUAAUAGUGGAUUAAUUUUUGAAUUUGUAAUUGAAUUUUAAUAUUUUUAUCACUAAUUUUAACAUAAAUUAUUAAAUAUUGUUAUCAAACCAAACCAAUUUAUGUAGAUAAGGUUAUAUAACUAAAUUUCUAUUACUUUCAUUAAUUUUAAAAUUGUAUUUUAAUUUUUAACGCUAAUAUACAUAAUAUAUAAUAAG